CAAUGACGACCCCCCUAACAACCAAUCUAACUCCAUGUGCUUUUUCUCCACUCUGUUAAUCAAAAAAUUAAAAAUCUUUUUACCCCGAAUUAUGGAACUAAGCAAGAAAACUGAACAAACACGAAUUGCGUUUAGGACAGUUUUGUCUAUAAUCACAACUCAUCAACAACUAGUAAUCUUUUGACAAAUGUUAAAAACAGAAUUGGAGAUUUUGUCAACCACUUGCAUUGCAUUACCCAUCACUCUCUGUACUGUACUCACAUAAAAAGAGGGGAAACAAAUAACAAGGAAAGAGCGAUCAGAUUGCAGUUCGUUCUUUUAUGGAAUCUGUAAUGCACAGAUAAAAUCUCGGAUCUAGAAUUUUGUUCUUAUUGACUGUACUGUGUGGUAUAGGUUUAGUAAGAACAUGACUGUUCCAGUGGUCUCUCUUUUGGGUUUUCUUUCUUUACUUUUGGUGUCUAGUACUGCUACAUCAGAUCAAGGGAGAGAUAGGAUCAAGGAAUUACCUGGUCAGCCAAUCAACGUUGGCUUCUCUCAGUACUCUGGAUAUGUGACUGUUAAUGAGAGAGCUGGACGAGCUCUAUUUUACUGGUUGAUUGAGUCACCGACCAAUCGGAACUCCGCAUCGAGACCACUGGUUCUAUGGCUUAAUGGGGGACCUGGUUGUUCAUCUAUUGCGUAUGGAGCUGCAGAAGAAAUUGGACCUUUCAGAAUCAAUAAAGAUGGGAAAACACUCUACUUGAAUCAAUACUCUUGGAACAAAUUGGCGAAUUUGUUGUUCCUCGACUCCCCGGCUGGUGUCGGAUUCUCCUAUACAAAUACCACAUCUGAUUUGUAUGAUUCUGGUGAUAAAAGAACAGCUGAAGAUGCAUAUAUAUUCCUUGUCAAAUGGUUGGAAAGGUUUCCUCAGUACAAGCAUAGAGCUUUCUACAUUGCAGGAGAAAGUUAUGCAGGUCACUAUGUUCCUCAGUUGUCUCAAAUUAUACAUGAGAGAAACAAGGGAAUUCAGAAUCCUGACCUUAAUUUUAAGGGUUUCAUGGUCGGCAAUGCAGUUACUGAUGAUUAUAACGAUUAUGUGGGUACUUUCGAGUACUGGUGGACUCAUGGAUUGAUUUCCGAUUCUACCUAUCAAACACUAAAGGAUACCUGUGAUUUAGGAUCUUCAGAGCAUCCUUCGGUUGAAUGCACUAAGGCUCUCAGCACGGCAGAGACAGAACAAGGGAAUAUUGAUCCGUACAGCAUAUACACACCUCCCUGCAACAAUACCGCAGCUCUCCGCCGCAGCUUAAGGGGACAUUAUCCUUGGAUGACCAGAGCAUAUGAUCCCUGCACAGAACGACAUUCAAAGGUGUACUUCAAUCAUCCUGAAGUGCAAAAAGCAUUUCAUGCCAAUGUUACUAGGAUUCCCUAUGCUUGGGAUACUUGCAGCGACACCGUUGGAGUAUAUUGGGAUGAUUCACCUAGAUCCAUGCUUCCUAUCUAUCAAGAACUUAUUGCAGCUGGCCUCAGAAUCUGGGUAUUCAGUGGAGAUACAGAUUCAGUAGUGCCUGUAACUGGAACUAGAUAUUCAGUCGAUGCUCUCAACCUACCUACUUUGCAGAACUGGUAUCCCUGGUAUGACAACGGAAAGGUUGGUGGGUGGAGUCAGGUAUACAAAGGACUCACAUUUGUAACAGUGACGGGUGCAGGGCAUGAAGUUCCACUUCAUCGCCCUCGACAAGCUUUCAUAAUGUUCAAUUCAUUCUUAGGCAAUAAACCUAUGCCACACUCAGCCAUCUAGUCCAAGCUCCUCUUUUCAAAUGAGCAUAUAGUCUAUCAAAAAAAACAAAGAGCUUCUUACAAGAAUCGAAAUAAAAAAAAUAAGAAGAGGAGUGCACGCAAACGCUAUCAAGUUCAUGGCUCUUGAUGAACGGAUUAGCCUCCCGAUGCUUUAGCUCUCAUUGAGCAACUUUUAAAGAUUUAUCAAUUGGUGAUUAUUGUUGUGCAGAUUCAUGUAAAUAAUUCGCAUGAAAUUCAAGAAAUGGAUUCGUGGUCAUUCAACUGUAUCACGAAAUGGAGUUAAUGUAUUAUGCCAUUUUCAUAUGUAACAAUUCUUUGCUAGA
Molecule: messenger RNA, 2102 nt
Organism: Papaver somniferum (opium poppy)
Lineage: Eukaryota; Viridiplantae; Streptophyta; Magnoliopsida; Ranunculales; Papaveraceae
Product: serine carboxypeptidase-like 27
Exons: 9
Coding region: 407-1780 (457 amino acids)
Biological process (GO): proteolysis
Cellular component (GO): vacuole
Molecular function (GO): serine-type carboxypeptidase activity
Source: RefSeq, a predicted model, not a curated record